Molecule: messenger RNA, 1747 nt
Organism: Pimephales promelas (fathead minnow)
Lineage: Eukaryota; Metazoa; Chordata; Actinopteri; Cypriniformes; Leuciscidae
Product: matrix metalloproteinase-19
Biological process (GO): collagen catabolic process; extracellular matrix organization; proteolysis
Cellular component (GO): extracellular matrix
Molecular function (GO): metalloendopeptidase activity; zinc ion binding
Source: RefSeq, a predicted model, not a curated record
CACACACACGCCCAGAGCAGUCGAGAGUCGCAGACAGCAGACGAACACACGGUAGCAGAGAUGCUUGUGUUGCUACUGUCUCUCGGGUCGGUGUGUGUCGCUCUGGGUCCAGCGCCGCUGACGGAGGCGACGGUCUAUCUGAAGCGAUACGGUUAUUUAUCUUCCUCAUCCAGCGCAGCUCAUCAGGGGCUUCAAACACAGCAAAUGAAUGAGGCUCUUAGACUCUUCCAGACGGUGACGGGGUUGCGGGCGACGGGUCGGCUGGACGGGCCGACGCUGGCCAUGAUGAGAGUGGCGCGCUGCGGGCUGACAGACGGCUUCACCGCGCUGGAGUAUCGGCUCCUGGGUCACUGGCGUAAGAAGAGACUGACCUAUCGCAUCUACAACCAUCCUCUUCCUCUGGGCCGGCCUCGGACUCGAGCAGCGCUUCGGUCCGCCUUCAACUACUGGAGCGCCGUCUCUCAGCUGCACUUCCGAGAGGUCAACAGAGGUCACGCGAACAUCCAGCUCUCCUUCCACAGAAGAGGCCAGGGAUGCCCCGUUCCCUUUGACGGACCAGGGCAGGUUUUGGGUCACGCCGAGGGCCCGGAGUCUGGCGCGGUUCACUUCGAUGCCGAUGAGGUGUGGACGGAGGGGCGGAGUUACGGAACAAACUUGCGCAUUGUCGCCGCCCAUGAGAUAGGCCACGCCCUCGGACUGGGCCACUCCCAGUUCCACAGCGCACUCAUGAGUCCGGUGUACACGGGCUAUCGGGACGGCUUCAGACUGCACCAUGACGACAUCCGUGGAAUCCAGACUCUGUACGGAAAACCUGUGGAAAGACCAUCCGCUGCUCCGUCUGUGCCGGACCCCUGCUCCGCGCCGCUGGACGCCCUCAUGCUGGGACCUCUCCACAAGACGUCUGCUUUCAGAGGUCAGUACGUGUGGACCGUCUCGGACUCCGGUCACGGCACUCCCGUUCGGAUCAGUGCCCUGUGGAAAGAGCUGCCCGCCAACAUCAACGCAGCCGCUCACUCACAAAGAACCAACAAGUCCUAUUUCCUUAAAGGAGAUAAAGUGUGGAGAUACUCUGGCUUUAAACUGGACCACGGAUACCCGAAACGACUCCGCAUUCCUGCCGACAUACACGCGGCGUUCUUCCUCAGCAGCCGGCGAGCGCUCGUCUUCAUCAAGGGGUCGGAUUACUGGCUGUGGGAUGAACUGCGGUCCGGCAAACUCCUGCUCCGGCCCAGACCCGUGUCGCAGCUCGUCGCCGGCCUGCCCUGGGGUCCGGACGCGGCCGUGGCCCGCAGCGACGGAGGCCUGCUCGUGUUCAGAGGCGGGCGGUGCUGGAGCGCGAGUCCUGACCCUGACGCGCUGACGCUGGACGAGGGUUAUUCGUGCCGCGCCACAGAGCCGUGUGACGACUAGCCCCGCAGAGUCCUGGUCACUUUACUUUACUCAAGAAUUAUUUUCAUGGAUAUUAUCUUCAUGUCAUAAAUCAGACAUAUCAAUUCAUUGUCAUUAGUAAUCUCUCUUCUUUUUUUUACAUGAGCACACAUUUAUGCAUGACUAUUAGAGGCUCAUGGACUAAUCUGUUAAUCAUUCGACUUAGUAUUAAUAAAGAGGACUGAAACUAAGUGUAAAUGUUUUAAUGGGUGUAAAUGUCUGAGAGUGCUGAGAUGAACGCGUCUAAUUUCACAUUUAAAGGAAUUGAGGAAAUAUUGCCAAGUAUACGCUCCUCGGGCUUGGAAUGAAAUUGCAAAAU